AUGGUUUCUUUGUAUUGUUUCCUUUUAAUUAAUAGAAAUAAAAAUCGACAGCUACACAAUACACAAAUUAAUAAUUCACUCACAGAAUUUGAUAGUAGUUGUACAAUGAUGAUGAAUUCCACGUCACAAGUCACUAAUAUGAUACAUUCAUACCGGUUACCAAUGUUUCCGACAUUACUUACAAAAUCAGAAAAUAUACAAAAUUAUUAUUAUAAAUCAGGAGAACAACGAACCAGUGACAUUGAUGAUACUACUACUGAUUCAAAUAAAUCACAUAUUACAUUAGCAUCGAUUGUAUCGAAUUCAAAUAAUUCCGCGAAAUUUGCAAAUCCUCAUCGAUUCAAUGAUCAAUUAAUAAAUAAACUAUCCUCCAAUCAACGUGGUGAAUCGGUAAAUUUCGCAAAUUUAAAUUCUACUGAAAAUAAAUCAGAUAAUCGAAAAAAGCAUGAUUUAAUGAAAAAAGAUGUCAUCAAUAGUAAAGAAAUGAAUUUAUUUAAAAAUGAAAUAGAUAAUAGUUGUAAAUCUAAAGAUGAUGAUAAUAAUAAUCAUCAUAAUGGCGCAAAUGAUCUUACUAAUCGUGUCAGACAUAUUGAUAAGUUAUUUUGUGAAUUAUCUAGAAAAAUGGUGGAUAAUUUAGAUGCUGCUACUCGUUUGAAUUUAAGCAUUAUUUUGAUAUUUUUAAUGAUUCUGAUUAAUAAUUUUAAGAAUACCACUGAACAUCAUGUACAAAAGAGCAAUACCAAUUCAUUUCAACAAUCACAUACUAGUAGAAUUUCACAAAUAUUUACCAAAGCUAAUCAAUUUUCAGCAAUCAAUUUAACCACUUCACUAUUUCGUAAUGCUUCAAAAGAAAGAUCUAGACGAAAAUUUGUAUGA
Schistosoma turkestanicum is the source of this 876-nucleotide messenger RNA. NCBI's taxonomy places the organism in Eukaryota, Metazoa, Platyhelminthes, Trematoda, Strigeidida, Schistosomatidae. The record is from the annotation of a GenBank genome assembly.